AACUUGCCCACACUGUGCGCCACAAAGCAACGUGCGCGACGAUUGCGACAAGAGCAAGCAAGCAAGCAAGCAGAGCGAGCCAGUGUUCGUGUGUGUGCUUGGCCGUGUGCGUGUGUGUGCGUUGUGUGCAACAAGCCAGUGAACGGCACUGUGUUUGGGAGCAGGUGCCACAUAGAGACAGCCAGUGCUUUGGCCUAGGUUGUGCAGGAGAAAGCAGGGACAUCAAGGGAUUUUUUUUGUGUCGUCUGUGUGAGAAGUGUGCGUGGAGGUGAGAGAUCAUGCUUCUCUCCGUGCGAUCGCCGCGUGCGGCGUGGCACGCUGUCCAAGCGACAGCGGUGAUGCCCAGGCUGCUGGUGCUGCGACAUGUGGCCAUCAGCAGCAGCAGCAGCAGCAGCAGCAGCAGCAGUGAAGGCGUGAAUGAUGGCGCCGAAAAGCGACAACAGCCACAACAUGCGCAGGGCGAGAAGGGCGAGAAGGGCCGCGGCAAUGUUGAGUAUGGCCUCGGUCGCAUGCAGAAAGCGCAGGACUUUUUCAGGACCGUGGAAACACACAUUCUAAAAUCAAACGCUAAACCCCUUCCCGUCGUCAUCGAUCGUGCCCUCAAGAAUCUGGCUGCCCCAGACCUCCUCAACAUCAGGCCCCGGAUCAAAGCCAUGGUGGGCCACAAGAUCUUUGCCAAAGCCCUCAACAUGGACGCAGACCUCCCCGUCACCUCCUACGACUUUUACCUUCGCCUGCAGUGCUCGAUGCCGGAUGCGCAGCACCGCGUCCCCGUCCACGCCGUCCACCACCAUCUCAAGCAGAAGAACAUGACCCCAGAUGACGUGCUUCUUUUCACGAUGAUGCGCGCAUAUGCGCUCUGUGGAGAUAUCCCCAACGCCCGCACGUGCUUCGACAGCUGCGCAAACAUCACGGACGAGACAUACGCACAGCUUGCGCUCGCACACGCGACAAACGGCGACGCGGCCGGCAUUCUCGAUGUCAUCACGGAGGCAGGGGAGAACCGGGCUGUCAAGUCGCAGGCGACGCUGCUCGCUGCCGCUGUUGGCGAGCUCGCACAUGUCGGGACAACGCGCGAUGUUGAGACGGUGCUUGCGUCGCUAGACGGUGCUGGGGUGAAGCUUCGGCUGAGCAUGCUCGACAACUACCUGCGCGCCCUCGCUGCCAAGGGCGAUGCCGACGGCGUGGAGAAGCUCUACGAGUGGAAACUCGCGGCGUUUGAAGGAAUUAGCGAGGUGACGCGUCUUGAGAAAUCACUCCUCGCCAGCGCCGUUUUUGGCGAGGUGCAAGAUGUUGCUUCGAUUUUGGCGAGGAUCAAAUCGUCUGGGGCGGUGCAGUUCAAACCGCUCGUGAAUGUCAUCGACAUUCUCGCGCUCCGCGGGGACGGUGGGCGUCUGGAGCAGCUCGUGGAUAUGCUGUUGGCAGAGGAGUCCAUGUUCAAAUCGCACGUGCGCGUGCAGGACGCGAUUGCAACUGCUCUCAUUCGCAUCAACGACUUUGAUCUUGCGGAGCGCACCCUCGUCAAGAUCAGGCGCGUGCUGCCGACACUGUACGGGUUUUACCACGCCGCGUUUGAGUGCCUUGCCCACGACCCCUCCGUUGUGCCGGACUCGAAGAAGCAGCGGCUGGUUGCGCUCGUUGAGUGGGGCACGGCUGCGGGCUUUGCUGAUUCGCGGGAGUUCAUGACGGACGUGUUCAAGGCGACGGCCGAGCUGCCCAAGACAACCAAGAAGUCAAUCCAGCCCCUGUGGCAGCAGCUGCAGAAUGGACGCCUGCUUGAUGUCUCCGUGUGGAACGCAAAUGUUCGCUCUGCUCGAAGCGCCGCCAGCGAUGAAGCAAACACCAUCAAGGCGAUGGAGACCCGCGGCAUUGCUGAUCUGCAGACGACGUACGUCGCGCGCAUCAAGAACAGACUCGACACCGACAACGUCGCCGCCGCGAAGCAGCUGGCGAUUGACGCUGUGGAAAACACCAAGAGUACAACGCGAACAGUCACCAUCUUCGCCCCCAUCCUCAGGUACAUUCUGGCCACGGAGGGUGCUGGUGCCGGGCUCAACUACCUGUCGGACAUUCUGCAGGUUGCAGCGCGCAUGGACCUGUGCAUGAACGACAGCCUGUUGGCCGCGUGGUGCGACGGAUGCACUACAGACGAGGCCCUCAUGGACGCCGCACACCUCCUCCGCGACGUGACGCUGCUGCCGGGGACGCUGUCGAAGAUGCUGCACGUGCUCGCAUGCGCCGGCAACGUCGCAGGCGUGUUUGAGGUUGCAAACGGGAUGGGGCCGGGCCAGUUCACGUCCGCCGCUGUUGACGCCAUCCUCUCCACAGCCAUCCUCGAGGGCGGCGUUGUGAACGAGGACACACUGCACUCCAUCGCUCAGCUGCACGCCGCCAAAUACUUCACGAUUCAAGAGAGCAACUGGGCAAGGCUGCUGUCGUCGUGCCCGAACCGCCAGCAAGUCGUCGACCAGUGCAAGGCCGUCUUCCCAUCCGAGGCAGAACGUCUGGAUGCGUUUAUGCUGGCUGAGCCACUUCGCGCCGCCAAGGUCGACGACAUUGUGACCAUUCUUCUCGACAUGCAGCUCGAUGAGCAGGCCAAGGCACAGCUUGCGCGGGAAACGCUGGAGCGAGUUGCAUCGGAGCAUCCUGCCAGUGCUGUUCGCUUGGCCGAAGAGCUCGCAGUCGACAAGAUCCUCUCGCACGCUGAUGCACUGACGAUUGUCGCGUCGCACUUCUUCGCGCCGGAGUUUAUUGAGAGCAACCAAGAGCACGUGCGAGCGCUUGUUGCCCGCAUCGUCCAGGCAGGCGUCGAGACCGCCAUCCCGAGCCCGCCCAACCACCUCUUCCAGUCGGUCCUGCCAUCGUCGUCUCCGCGCGACGCCGCCCGCAUUCUCAAGCUCGCAUGCGCCACACCAAAGAGCGCAAGCAAGACGCAGGCGAUGGUGGACGGGCUCGCCAAGCUGAUCAAGGGCAACGCGGAGGCGCGUGAGACGCUCGGUGCAGAGCUGCAGAACUUGAGCGUCAACAUUCCGUUCGCCCUCGCGUCGCGAACCGUCGACAAACUGCCACUGGCCACAAAUGCGCUGUUUGCGUUCCUUCCACUGUCCCUGAAGAGCCGGCACAUGGGCAACCGCGCAGCCCGCUCGUCCAUCGACGCCGCCGCUGAUUACCUGAAGGAGAACCCGAAGGAAUUGCCCAAUGUGCUUCUCAGUUUUGCACACUCGCGGCACAAGGGCAAAGCCUCCAUCGUCGCCCCAGCCAAGAAGCUCCUUGAAAAGGCCGACGUCGCUGUGACGCGGGAGACGAUGGAAGAGCUGCUGCCACGACUGUCAUCGAACCGACGCAGCGAUCAGCACGUGGCGCUGGCGCUGCUGCAGUAUGCAGGCAGCACUCUCGAUGAGGACCACCGUGCUGCCCUGGAGGAUUUGUCGCAGCAGCUGAGCAUGCGCGCAGGCGACAACGAUGCAGUGGCCAAGUUCCUGCAAAAGAACGAGGCGGAAGGCGCAACCAUGUCCCUUGCCGACUUUGCUCAGCUGUUCCGCGCUCGGUUCCAGGACGCCGAUUUCCUGCUCUCGAUGCUGAAGCGCGCACCAGAGGUGUGCCCUGGCCCGUGGACCGACAAGCAGCACGUAGAGCAGAUUAUCUUCGCCCUCAUUUACCAUCGCCAGAACAAGCAGUGCAUGCAAGAGGUUGAGCGCUUGUUGGAACAGCACAUGCCACUGACGGACUCGCUCAAGGAAUCGCAGCUGCAGCUGUACAUCAACAUGUACACGCGCACAAACCGCGUCGACGCCGCCAUGACGGUUUUCCAGCGGCUGGAGCGUCCGGACGAGCGGAACUUUAUCGACAUGAUCCGCGCCCUCCGCGACGCAGAGCGCAUGCAGGAGUCUGUGGAGUUUCUUGAAAAGUACCUGCGCGAGUGCAAAGGAGCAGAGAAGCAGCACAUGAUGCUGAAGGAAAUGUCUACACAUCUUGACCGUGACAGCUUUGACACCGUCUUCCAAGCGUGCAUCAGUGCAGAGCUCGUGCCCCCGCCACGCUUUAUCCAGCGCCACUUCCAGGCCCUGUUCACCGACAACGCAACAUCGGCAGCUGCUCGCCUCGAGGAGUAUUUGGGCACCAUCACCGAGGACAGCGAGCGCACGCGCAUUGUCGACAUGUACAUCGAUGCUGCACUCUCCACCAAGCACCUUGCCCAGGCUAUUGAGUGUGUGCAACACCACCCCACGCUGACGCGGGAGUCGCACAUCCUGGACUGCAGCCGGCGCGCCGUCCAGUUCCGCCAGCACCGCGCAGUGGAGACGCUCGCCCGCCUCGUCGCAGCCGAGUCAUAUUCGCAGGAAGCGAAGGAGGCGGUGAUGCUUGACCGCAUGCGUGUGUACAGCCGACUUGGGCAACUCGAUGACGUUGUGGAUACGCUGUGGGCGGAUGUUUUCGCCACCAUGAAGCCAUCGGUCGAGUUUUUGCGUGCCGCUUACGUCAUCUGGGAGGACAACGCAGACGCUGACUUGAACCGCAUGCAGUUGAUUCUUCAGCAGCACCUGGGCACCGAGAUGCCGCAGUCGUGAACAACUGAUUCAAGCAUCCCGUUCACGCGCAAGAGCAGGAGAGAAGAAAGGGGAUGGAUGACACGGGGGUUGAGGCGUUCGUUUGUAUGUGGUUGUGUCAGUUUGCGUGCGUCUCUUUGUGUGUGUGCUUGCGUGUGUGCAUGUGCAUGUGCGUGUGCGUGUUUUUUCUUCAGCAAGAAUCAAACCAACUGUCGUUGCUACCCCUUCUCUCCUCCUUGCUUGUUAGUCAGUGUGUUUGUUCGUUUUGCAUCGUGUAUGAUUGGCUGUAAACCCUUAUUGCACCAA
This is a messenger RNA of Salpingoeca rosetta, 4853 nucleotides long. RefSeq lists its product as uncharacterized. The transcript is spliced from 43 exons. Gene Ontology annotation, molecular function: protein binding. Bases 279 to 4568 code for a protein of 1429 amino acids. The record is from RefSeq and is a predicted model, not a curated record. Lineage: Eukaryota; Choanoflagellata; Craspedida; Salpingoecidae.